Zymoseptoria tritici IPO323 is the source of this 2229-nucleotide messenger RNA. RefSeq lists its product as uncharacterized. Gene Ontology annotation, biological process: GPI anchor biosynthetic process. NCBI's taxonomy places the organism in Eukaryota, Fungi, Ascomycota, Dothideomycetes, Mycosphaerellales, Mycosphaerellaceae. The record is from RefSeq and is a predicted model, not a curated record. Gene Ontology annotation, cellular component: membrane; glycosylphosphatidylinositol-N-acetylglucosaminyltransferase (GPI-GnT) complex. Bases 15 to 1481 code for a protein of 488 amino acids. The transcript has a single exon.
ACGCCCACGGCGUAAUGCCUUCGUUGGAUCCUUCUUUCACGACUCAAUCCUCUCGCGCCAGCUCCAUACAUUCCCAUCGGCGCAGCAGCCAUUAUCGCGGCUCCGAUCAGCACCUCCGUCCCGAAGAUGCCAUAUCCCCUCCUCGAGGCAGCAUCCGUGAAGCGAGCUCUUUGGAACGACGGGAUACAGUGACAGCCUUGAACGCGAAAGCGGGAUAUUCCUCAUCGCGACCGCGCAGCACUCGAGACAAGAGAAGAGGUCGGAGCAGCAGUCGGCGACGCAAUAAUGGGAUUGCCGUACCGAAGGAGAAUGGGCAGUGGAAGAAGCUCUUGUGGGUGAAGCAGAGCUAUCCGGACAAUUACACCGAUGAGGAGACAUUCCUUGAUCAUCUUCAGCGUAAUCCACGUUUGCGACCGUAUGAGUUCUGGCCUUUGGUUGCAGACAGUACCAUCAUCUUGCAGCAUCUAUGCAGCGUGGUCAUCUUCGUCUGCUGCUUUACGGCAUUCAAACAGGACCGCGUAUCUCCGCAGACGGUGGUAGGAUGGGCGACGAUAUGCACAGUAGCCGGCUGGAUAUUCCGGGAUUACUGGCAGAGUCGUGAAGACGCCGCUGAUGCUGUCCCUCCACCCGACGCCGAAGACGACACUUCCUCCAGCACCAGCGCUGGCGCCGAAGCAGAGUCCGAUGUCCCAACUGCAAUGCCAACGACGGUGUUCUCUGCUUCCAGCACCCCACACCACUCCCGUAACCCCAGCGCUGCCACAUCAGUGAAUGGUGCUACAUCCAACGCCAUCCCAGGAGUCACGACUUCCACGAAUCCGCUGCUCUCCCACGAGGUCAUUCCGACCACUCCCGCCUAUAUCCCACCCUACGGAGCUCGUCCUUCUGCAUUCUCUCCUCGAAUGCAAGAGCGCCUCACAACCGCCAAGUCUGCCGUCCUCAUCUACUGCUCCCUCCUCGGCCUGUCUCCCGUGCUCGCUUCCCUUACGGAGUCGACAUCCUCCGACAGCAUAUGGGCGCUCUCAACUUGGUUGAUGUGUAUCAACGUGUUCACCUUCGACUACGGCGCGGGACCCGAAGUCAAGUUCCCAGCUUCACUCAGCACGAAUGCGGCGUUGAUGGCGAGUACGGUGCUGGCUUCGCGAUUUACGAGUACAUCACACGUCUUCAGCUUGACGCUGUUCAGCAUGGAGGUAUUCGGACUGUUUCCUGUGUUUCGAAGGCAUUUGCGGCAUCACUCUUGGGUGGGACAUAUGUGUCUUACUACCGUGCUGGUGAUACUGGCGAGUGGCGGGUUGAGCAUGACGAUUUCUGGUGGAGGUUGGGCCAUGGGUGUUGUUGGGGUGGUAUUGGGUGGUAUGGUGUGCUCGCUAAGUAUGGGCAUGACAAGCUGGUGGUUGAUUGGAUUGCAAAGAUACAAGAACGAGAUUCGAGGACCGUGGGAUCCUGCUCGGCCGAUCAUCAGGAGACAUUGGGAUUGAAUGUGGCCAUGUUCGAAACGGUGUCCAUUUGCUACGCUAUCUGGGUAUCUCGGUGAAGAUGUAGCUCGAUUCUGAGCUCUUGAUCUAGAGACGACACUCGGGAGAGACUCGUUCUCACCAAUCCUGCAUGCUUUUGCUCAACUUUCCGCCCUCAGAAUCUGAUUCAGACCUCAGUUCCUGGACGCACUCGCCGCCUUGUUACGCUGCGCGGCGCUGGCAAUCCCACGGGAGAGACCCUCAGCCUUCACCUUCGCCUCACGGACUUCGAAGAACCACUCCAUCACCUUCUCCAUCACCAUCGGGAACACCGUCUCCACCAUGCCGUCCGCUUUGCCGCUGCUGAAGUGAGGGCAGCAGACCGGAAAGCCCUGCACUGCCGCAAUAUCUCCAUCCUCCGCCUCAGCUUCGCCAUCCUCCGCCUUUUCAGUCUCCUCCGCGAUCGGCGGCUUGUUCAGAUCCGGCCUCUCCAUUCCCGGCCCGCACACGAGGUCACCCACCGGCUCCCGGCUGUCGACCCAUGCGCGAGCAUGAGUUGCCAUGUAGAUGGGCAUGCCAUCACAGGUGAGGGUCUUGCGCGCAUCGAAGAUGGGAGGUUGCACGAGAGCGAUGGCUUCGUUGCUCUUGCCGAGAAUGUUGGUGUUGAAGUCAUCGUCGAUGUUCUCGAGCAGAGUCGGGAUAUUCUCGCCGACGCCGACGAUAUAGGUGCGGUCGGUGGGUUUGAUGAAUUGAGGGAGGAUGUGGUUGAUGC